This is a messenger RNA of Rana temporaria (common frog), 1955 nucleotides long. It is a transcript of the gene SVOPL, whose product is annotated as SVOP like. Gene Ontology annotation, cellular component: membrane. Gene Ontology annotation, molecular function: transmembrane transporter activity. The transcript is spliced from 16 exons. Gene Ontology annotation, biological process: transmembrane transport. Bases 306 to 1802 code for a protein of 498 amino acids. The record is from RefSeq and is a predicted model, not a curated record. NCBI's taxonomy places the organism in Eukaryota, Metazoa, Chordata, Amphibia, Anura, Ranidae.
UUGGCUACAUGGGGUUAAUCAUAUCUCGGCUGGCACCACUAAUCCUAAAAUAAUAGAGAUCUGUAAUCAGCUCCAUUCCUUCUGCCAGUGAGAGUUCAGGUGACAAUGCCAGGAAUGACAAUCCCUCCACAAAUCGUAUUUUCCCAUGAGACGAUGAGCUCCAACAUUUGGCCCCCUGAUAUCUUCUUUGUGGCCCCCAGAAGACCCCAUGACCCCCAGUAGCAGUGUGUUGGACAUCAUUAAGGUACCCCACUGAAGCAACUCAACCGGAAAUGGCAACAGUUCUUUGAAUAUAAAACAAGAAAAUGCAACGGAUCACACAGAAGAUAAUUGAGCCUAAGCUGACAAAGUAUGUGAACACGAUAAAGCUGGAGGAGGUGACGCCUCGUGUUACCGAUUCCUCAAAUGCUCCAAAGACUUAUUCUGUGGAAGAAGCCGUUGAGACCAUCGGAUUUGGCCGAUUUCAUAUUAUGCUCUUUCUAAUUAUGGGCAGUACUGGGAUUGCAGAAGCCAUGGAGAUCAUGCUCCUGGCCGUCAUCUCCUCCUCCAUCCGCUGUGAAUGGCGCCUUCAGAGCUGGCAGGUGGCCCUUGUCACCACAAUGGUAUUUUUCGGGUAUAUGGUAUUCAGUAUUAUUCUUGGGCUUCUCGCUGAUCGAUAUGGACGCCUAAAGAUACUGGCGCUCUCCUUCCUGUGGGGGGCGUACUUCUCCCUACUCACCUCCUUCUCCCCCUCAUAUGGCUGGUUUGUCUUCCUGAGAUGUAUGGUGGGCUGCGGAGUCUCUGGACAUGCACAGGGGCUCAUAAUUAAAACGGAAUUUUUGCCUAAGACAUGUCGCGGUUACAUGCUUCCUCUGUCACAGCUUUUUUGGCUUGCUGGAUCCUUACUAAUCAUUGGUGUGGGAUCGGUGGUCAACCCAACUUUAGGAUGGCGCUGGCUUGUUCGUCUGGCAUCCAUCCCUGGGAUCAUUCUGGUCAUUGUAUUCAGGUUUAUCCCAGAGUCAGCGCGAUUUAAUGUCUCAGUCGGAAAGCACCAGGCCGCGAUGGAGACCUUGACUCGGAUCGCCAAAAUUAACCAUUCAAAGAUGCCAGAGGGAACCAUUGAUGAACCUGCAGUGGAAAGAACUGGGAGCUUCUGUGAUCUUUUGGACCGGAAAUAUCUACGAACAUCUUUGCAGAUAUGGGUUAUUUGGCUUGGAAUUUCCUUUGCAUAUUAUGGGGUCAUUCUGGCUAGUUCAGAACUCCUGGAGAGGAACCUUCUGUGUGGGUCAGGGCAGGUGGCACUGGGUGCAGGAGAGGAACCAUACGAGGGCAGCCACAGCCCAUGUUAUUGCAACAUGCUGAGCUCCUCCGAUUACCGCACCAUGAUCAUUAGCACUGUGGGGGAGAUUGCCUUAAAUCCUUUCAACAUUCUGGGAAUUAACCUUAUUGGUCGGCGCUGGACACUUGGCAUCACCAUGACGACCACUGGCAUAUUCUUUUUGCUCCUCAACAUUUGUAUGUCAAGCACGGGUCUUAUUGGAAUUCUAUUCUGCCUUCGAGCUCUGGUAUCUGCAAACUUCAACACCAUCUACAUCUACACAGCAGAGGUUUAUCCAACUGUGAUGAGAGCAAUUGGAAUGGGCACAAGUGGGUCACUGUGCCGCAUUGGAGCAAUGGCAGCACCAUUCAUAGCCCAGGUUUUGCUAAGUGCCUCCAUCAUUGGUGCCCUCUGCCUGUUUUCUGCUGUCUGCUUUAUCUGCGCAAUCUCAGCAUUUACUCUGCCCAUCGAGACCAAAGGGCGAGCAUUGCAGCAAGUUAAAUGAAUGUUGAAGAGAAGCUUUUAUUACGAAGAUUAAAGAUCAAUAAUACUUUGACCACGUUAAUGAGAUUGAUGCUAUAAAUUAUAUUAAAACAAAAUGUAAGAUUUGUCAUAAAAUUACAUUUCAAAACAGAAAAUCUUUAAUAAAAGAAAUAAA